Capsella rubella is the source of this 1599-nucleotide messenger RNA. RefSeq names its product amino acid transporter AVT3B. Lineage: Eukaryota; Viridiplantae; Streptophyta; Magnoliopsida; Brassicales; Brassicaceae. The transcript has a single exon. Gene Ontology annotation, molecular function: amino acid transmembrane transporter activity. The record is from RefSeq and is a predicted model, not a curated record. Gene Ontology annotation, biological process: amino acid transmembrane transport. The coding region runs from base 199 to 1443 and encodes 414 amino acids. Gene Ontology annotation, cellular component: vacuolar membrane.
GUCAAUAGGUACUCUCAGCCACAAUCUCAUCUGAAAUAGCAAAAUUGAUGGAAAAGUUUUGGCUUUUAAUAGAAUUGGAGGGGGAGCAAAUGGCGCUGGUUCUUCCAUCUUUCAUCACUCUCUCUUAUCUUAGAUCUCCGACUGCACCGUGUUUGAUCUCCAGAGUGCCCAUCUCUAAUCUAAUCAGGAGGUAUAGAGAUGGGUUUUGGGAACCAAGCGAGGCCGAGAGAAGACACGCCUCUUCUCAGUAAAGGACCACCCUUGUCGAGCAAGUUCAAGACUUUCGCCAAUGUCUUCAUUGCUAUCGUCGGCGCUGGUGUCCUUGGUCUUCCUUACGCCUUCAAACGCACCGGAUGGCUCAUGGGUUUGCUUACCCUCUUUUCCGUCGCCGCUUUGAUCAACCAUUGCAUGAUGCUUCUUGUUUAUAUCCGUCGCAAGCUUGGUGUCUCCAAUAUCGCUUCUUUUGGAGACCUUGGCUUCGCCGUCUGUGGCAACAUCGGGAGGUUCGUCGUCGACAUUCUUAUCAUUCUGUCUCAGGCUGGGUUUUGUGUCGGAUACCUCAUCUUCAUCGGUACUACUUUAGCUAAUCUCUUCAACUCAACCUCGCCAACGACUCUGACUAUGAGUCUGAGGCAUUUAAUGGGUGUGUCCCCUAAGAGUCUCUACAUAUGGGGAUGCUUUCCGUUUCAGUUGGGUUUGAAUUCUAUUAAGACGCUCACACACUUGGCACCUCUCAGCAUAUUCGCCGAUGUGGUUGAUUUGGGUGCUAUGGCCGUGGUGAUUGUGGAGGAUGUGAAGAUUACAAUGGAACAAAGGCCUCAAGUUGUCGCCUUUGGUGGCAUGUCUGUGUUCUUCUAUGGGAUGGGAGUGGCUGUUUAUGCCUUCGAAGGGGUGGGAAUGGUUUUGCCUCUUGAAUCCGAGAUGAAGGACAAGGACAAGUUUGGCAGAGUGUUGGCCCUCAGCAUGCUAUUCAUCGCCGUCAUGUACGGAUCUUUUGGUGCGUUAGGCUACAUGGCUUUUGGGGAUGAUACAAUGGAUAUUAUCACAGCUAACUUGGGGACAGGACUGGUGAGCAGUCUGGUGCAGCUUGGGCUCUGCAUCAACCUUUUCUUCACUUUCCCCUUGAUGAUGAACCCUGUGUUUGAGAUCGUGGAGAGACGUUUCUGGAGUGGAAUGUAUUGUGUGUGGCUCAGAUGGCUACUAGUCUUGGCAGUGACGUUGGUGGCUCUCUUGGUGCCAAACUUUGCUGAUUUUUUGUCAUUGGUUGGCAGCAGUGUUUGCUGUGCAUUGGGCUUUGUGUUGCCCACUUUGUUCCAUCUAUUGGUCUUCAAAGAUGAUAUGGGGUGGAAGCAACGGGUGUUAGACCUGGGGAUCCUACUAUUGGGUCUCGUUCUAGCUGUCUCAGGUACUUGGAGCUCCCUGAGUGAGAUCUUCCAGGAGUAGAUAGGUGGACAACUUGUUUCUUUUGUUGGAUUUUUUUCUACUUUCAAUGAAAGCAAGUGUCAAAGUCUUGGAGUGUUGUUAUGCUAUUUUUGUUGGAAUGCUAUUAUGUUAAAAGUAAUAACCAUUGAUCAUGUGUCAAAUGUUUUGAUUCUGUGA